AUGAAGAUCCGAAAAUUUUCAAAAGCAACAGACAGCCCAAACAGGGGACAAGAGCAAUCCAUAUCAGCUUCAGCCAAAUGCACACCUUUUUGGCGCGAUGAGACUGGCCGCCGCAACAGAGAGCAUUUGAUAGCCAGCCGUCGAAAGGGCAGUGGCGAUUUACAUGGUGGGGCAUACUACCACGUGGGCCGAUUGGGUGUACCAGGAUUUAUUUAA
Plasmopara halstedii is the source of this 216-nucleotide messenger RNA. RefSeq lists its product as uncharacterized. NCBI's taxonomy places the organism in Eukaryota, Oomycota, Peronosporomycetes, Peronosporales, Peronosporaceae. The transcript has 2 exons. Bases 1 to 216 code for a protein of 71 amino acids. The record is from RefSeq and is a predicted model, not a curated record.